CGGUGGUUUAAAGAUGGCGGCUGCAGCGGCGGCGGCGUUUGGGGCGCGGAGCCGCGGGAGGAGGAGGGAAAAGCAGAAUCUGUGAGUCGCCUGGAGGCAGUGCGGCGGCUGCCGUGAGGAGUCCGGGUGCGGAGCCGCCGGCGCCCCAGCCGCUCAGGGCCAGGGUCUGGGCUGGGAGGGAGAGGCCAGAGCAGCGCCAGGAGCCCGAGGCCGGAGUCGAGGAGGAAUGUGACCAGGGGUCGGCGGGGGCGCGGGAGUACGCGAGAGCAGGGAUGGGGCAGCAGGUGGGCCGCGUCGGGGAGGCUCCGGGGCUCCAGCAGCCUCAGCCCCGCGGGAUCCGGGGCAGCAGUGCAGCCAGGCCCUCCGGCCGCAGGCGGGACCCGGCGGGGCGCACCACAGAGACCGGCUUCAAUAUCUUCACGCAGCAUGAUCACUUUGCCAGCUGUGUGGAGGAUGGAUUUGAGGGAGACAAGACUGGAGGCAGUAGUCCAGAAGCUUUGCAUCGUCCCUAUGGUUGUGAUGCUGAACCCCAGGCACUAAAUGAAGCUAUCAGGUGGAGCUCCAAGGAGAACUUGCUUGGAGCCACCGAGAGUGACCCUAAUCUCUUCGUUGCACUUUAUGAUUUUGUAGCAAGUGGUGAUAACACACUCAGCAUCACUAAAGGUGAAAAGCUACGAGUUCUUGGUUACAACCAGAAUGGCGAGUGGAGUGAAGUUCGCUCUAAGAAUGGGCAGGGCUGGGUGCCAAGCAACUACAUCACCCCAGUGAACAGCCUGGAAAAACACUCCUGGUACCAUGGACCUGUGUCACGCAGUGCAGCUGAGUAUCUGCUCAGCAGUCUAAUCAAUGGCAGCUUCCUGGUGCGAGAAAGUGAGAGUAGCCCUGGGCAGCUGUCCAUCUCACUCAGGUACGAGGGACGUGUGUAUCACUACAGGAUCAACACCACCGCAGAUGGCAAGGUAUAUGUGACUGCUGAGAGCCGCUUCAGCACCUUGGCAGAGCUUGUACACCAUCACUCCACAGUGGCUGAUGGGCUGGUGACAACAUUACACUACCCAGCACCCAAGUGUAAUAAGCCUACGGUCUAUGGUGUGUCCCCCAUCCACGACAAAUGGGAAAUGGAACGAACAGAUAUUACCAUGAAGCACAAACUUGGGGGCGGUCAGUAUGGAGAGGUUUAUGUUGGCGUCUGGAAGAAAUACAGCCUUACAGUUGCUGUGAAAACAUUGAAGGAAGAUACGAUGGAGGUAGAAGAGUUCCUAAAAGAAGCUGCAGUAAUGAAGGAAAUCAAGCAUCCUAAUCUGGUACAACUUUUAGGUGUCUGUACUUUGGAGCCACCGUUUUACAUUGUGACUGAAUACAUGCCAUAUGGGAAUUUGCUGGAUUACCUCCGAGAAUGCAACCGAGAAGAGGUGACUGCAGUUGUGCUUCUCUACAUGGCCACUCAGAUUUCUUCUGCAAUGGAGUACUUAGAGAAGAAGAAUUUCAUCCAUAGAGAUCUUGCAGCUCGUAACUGCCUAGUGGGGGAAAACCAUGUGGUAAAAGUGGCUGACUUUGGCUUAAGUAGAUUGAUGACUGGAGACACUUAUACUGCUCAUGCUGGAGCCAAAUUUCCUAUUAAGUGGACAGCACCAGAGAGUCUUGCCUACAAUACCUUCUCAAUUAAAUCUGACGUCUGGGCUUUUGGGGUACUGUUGUGGGAAAUUGCUACCUAUGGAAUGUCACCAUAUCCAGGUAUUGACCUGUCUCAGGUCUAUGACCUACUAGAAAAAGGAUAUCGAAUGGAACAGCCUGAGGGAUGCCCCCCUAAGGUUUAUGAACUUAUGAGAGCAUGCUGGAAAUGGAGCCCUGCCGAUAGGCCCUCUUUUGCUGAAACACACCAAGCUUUUGAAACCAUGUUCCAUGACUCCAGCAUUUCUGAAGAGGUAGCUGAGGAGCUUGGGAGAGCCGCCUCCUCGUCAUCUGUUGUUCCGUACCUGCCCCGGCUACCUAUACUUCCUUCCAAGACUCGGACACUGAAGAAACAGGUGGAGAACAAGGAGAACAUUGAAGGGGCACAGGAUGCCACAGAAAAUUCUGCUUCCAGUUUAACACCAGGGUUUAUCAGAGGUGCACAGGCCUCCAGUGGAUCCCCAGCACUGCCUCGAAAGCAAAGAGACAAGUCACCCAGCAGCCUCUUGGAAGAUGCCAAAGAGACAUGCUUCACCAGGGAUAGGAAGGGGGGCUUCUUCAGCUCCUUCAUGAAAAAGAGAAAUGCUCCCACACCCCCCAAACGCAGCAGCUCCUUCCGAGAAAUGGAGAAUCAGCCCCAUAAGAAAUACGAACUCACGGGUAACUUCUCAUCUGUUGCUUCUCUACAGCAUGCUGAUGGGUUCUCUUUCACUCCUGCCCAGCAAGAGGCGAAUCUGGUGCCACCCAAGUGCUAUGGGGGGAGCUUUGCACAGAGGAACCUCUGUAAUGACGACGGUGGUGGGGGUGGGGGCAGUGGCACUGCUGGGGGUGGGUGGUCUGGCAUCACAGGCUUCUUUACACCACGCUUAAUCAAAAAGACACUGGGCUUACGAGCAGGUAAACCCACAGCCAGUGAUGACACUUCCAAGCCUUUUCCAAGGUCAAACUCUACAUCUUCCAUGUCCUCAGGGCUUCCAGAGCAGGAUAGGAUGGCAAUGACCCUUCCCAGGAACUGCCAGAGGUCCAAACUCCAGCUGGAAAGGACAGUGUCCACCUCUUCUCAGCCAGAAGAGAAUGUGGACAGGGCCAAUGACAUGCUUCCAAAAAAAUCAGAGGAAGGUGCUGCUCCAAGCAGGGAGAGACCAAAAGCCAAGUUAUUGCCCAGAGGAGCCACAGCUCUUCCUCUCAGAACGCCCUCUGGGGAUCUAGCCAUUACAGAGAAGGACCCUCCAGGGGUGGGAGUGGCUGGAGUGGCAGCUGCCCCCAAGGGCAAAGAGAAGAAUGGUGGGACACGACUUGGGAUGGCUGGAGUUCUAGAGGAUGGAGAGCAGCCAGGCUGGCCUUCUCCAGCCAAGGCUGCCUCCGUCCUCCCAACCACUCACAACCACAAAGUGCCAGUCCUUAUCUCACCCACUCUGAAACACACUCCAGCUGACGUGCAGCUCAUUGGCACAGACUCUCAGGGGAAUAAAUUCAAGCUCUUAUCGGAGCAUCAGGUCACAUCCUCUGGAGACAAGGACCGACCCCGACGGGUAAAACCAAAGUGUGCCCCACCCCCACCACCAGUGAUGAGACUACUGCAGCAUCCGUCCGUCUGCUCAGACCCUACAGAAGAGCUGACUGCCCCGACUGCAGGACAGUCCACGUCAGAAACACAGGAAGGAGGAAAGAAGGCAGCUCUGGGUGCAGUGCCUGUCAGUGGGAAAGCUGGGAGGCCAGUGAUGCCUCCACCUCAAGUGCCUCUGCCCACAUCUUCCAUCUCGCCAGCCAAAAUGGCCAACGGCACAGCAGGUACUAAAGUGGCUCUGAGAAAAACCAAACAGGCCAGUGAGAAAAUCUCAGCAGACAAAAUCAGCAAAGAGGCCCUGCUGGAAUGUGCUGACCUACUGUCCAGUGCAAUCACGGAACCUGUGCCCAACAGCCAGCUGGUAGACACUGGACACCAGCUGCUCGACUACUGCUCAGGCUAUGUGGACUGCAUCCCUCAAACUCGCAACAAAUUUGCCUUCCGAGAGGCUGUGAGCAAACUGGAACUAAGCCUUCAGGAGCUACAGGUGUCCUCAGCAGCUGCUGGUGUGCCCGGGGCAAACCCUGUCCUUAAUAACUUAUUGUCAUGUGUACAGGAAAUCAGUGAUGUGGUGCAGAGGUAGCCACUGUUAGCCUGGUGGGAAAAUGCACACAUUUCUGAGGGGAGAGGGAAAGGGACUUGUUUUCCUGUGUUCUUGUUUUCAGAAAAUGAAAGACUCAUACUUGGGUGUAUUUAUGUGAAGUACCUCAGAUCCCUGAGUUCUCACGUUUACAGUUUCAUCUCAAAAAUAAGAAGCAAACCACAUAAGUAUAGGAGAGGUAAAUUAAGUGGGGGCGAGGCAGUAGUGGACAGGGUUGGAAACUGCACUGGAAAAUAGGGAACAUGUGUAUGUCAUAAGGAAGACAAUGCAGCCCAUCCCUACCUGGGAUGCUGGGAGGUGCUAGGCAGGGCUGCUCUCAGCAAGACCGCAGCAGCUGUGCCCAGACUUGGGGCUCUGGUAGGUACUUAUGGUGAUUAUGCUCCAGUUUACCUAAUGAAUUUGGUGGGACAGAAGAAAGGAAAGCUGGGAAUAUACCCAGAGAAAUUUUUGUUCAGGGCUGUUGGAAGCAGAUGUUAGCCUUGCUUGCUUCCACAAGGCCAUUGCUGCUGUAAUAAGAACUGCAAAUCAGAGUGCUACAACACAAAACUGGGAAAUGUGGCCCUAUCUGAAUGCCUCUGUCCUGUUUUCCGCUGGUGUAUUAGUGCAGGAAGUAAAGAAUGCUGGAAAGUUGAAGCAGGGGAUUGAAAACCUUCUGAAAUCUUACACAGAUUAGCAGAAGUCACUUCUCCCAGUCUGGUAUAUUAUUUCAUAAUGGACCAGGAUCGGCUUCCUGCUUGGUGGUGGCUCUCUGUAAACCAUAAGUACAGGGGUCUCCCUCGUGGUUCUUCUCUGUCUUUUGCUGGGCAGGCUGUCUUCCUUUAUUCCUGGUAGCAUUCAGAGCAUUAACCAGUGUUGAUUUUGAAAAUGGUAGUCCCUACAGAUUCUCACAAGGGAGUGAAUCCUGUUCGGAUACAGUUCCCCUGCAUACUGACAUACUGGCCAAGGACUUGAGCAGCUGUGUAUUUUUCUUUAUCAACUAAAAUACCAGGGAGAUAGUCUUUUCUUGAAACCCAGUGACCUGUGACUGAGAGGAAAAGCUGACUUGGUCCUAAUGGCUGUUUCUCUACCUUUCCCCUCCCUUAUCACCUUAAGCCCAAUCUAGGUAGAGAAUAGGGAGAGGCAUGCUCCUCUGUGUGGAUUUGAAGUGAAUCACCCCCACGUUAUUCUCAUGUGCUUUUCUUCUCACAUAUUCCUCCCUACCCCCCACCCAAUCAUUGUGUUUAUUUGUACAGAUCUUAUUGGGAAUAUUCUUUAUUUAUUUUGUCAUUUCACUUCUAUUUUAAGAAUGCAUAAUUGGAGAGUAGUCAUUUUCAGGGAGCACCAGUUAGACCUUGGGAACCUAAUGACUUAGUCCUUAAAUAUGUUUUGCCCUUGAAAAAUAGGCCUUUUUCCUUCUCUACUUAGUUGUAAUUGUGGAAGCUAAUUAGGAUGGCAUGGAAGUGAAUCUAAUGAGUUAGGUAUUAUUAAUGUUCUUGGUAUCGGGUCUAAUUCCAAUUACUGCUUCAUACUCUUUUUAGAACUUUAUGAAUACUUCCCCCAUCCUCCCCAAGGAGAGCUCAAUACACACGUAUUUUUAUUUUAUUCUUUCAAAGGAAUAUUAGCUUAGGAAGAUAGGAAUUCAACAUUGAGCAGUGAGUUUUCUUCCUGGCUCUGUCACUGAUACAGUGUCAAACCACAGCCCCAUCUCUUAAUCUAUUCAAUUAAGGUAAUAGUGCAUGUUCUCAAGGGUGUUGCAAGUAAGUGUACAGCUAUCCCUUUGAGAGCCUCUCUGGAAAGCUCUUUCAGUGCAGUGUUGUCAUGCUGAAUGGUUUUUCAUUCUCUUAUUUGCUGAGUAGAAAAUAUUAAUGAAAUUAAGAAUUGCUGAGAUUGUAUUGAUUGGGCUGGAAUACUAAGGGGGAAACUAUGUUUUGAAUUGAUUUGGCAUUUUUGACCAAGAACAAAAUUGAGUUUUCAUUGGAAAGAAAGGAAACCUUGAUUCUUACCAUUGCUGCUCCAAAGGAGGCUCAGGUUAAGAAGAUGAGAGGAGACAAGCGGUGCUGGGCAUUCCUGGCAGGUGUUGGGUGAUCCCCGCAGUAUGUCGCCUGCAGCUGCAGCACAGGCAGCUAGUGAUCGGGUUCAUGUCCUCGUAGUGGUUGGAAGAGAACUCAGAUGUGAAAACCAGCCGUCCUUUUCCCACCUUCUUUCCUGCCAUUCUCGCUCAUCAUACUUGUCCAUAAACUUGAAGAACUCGUUUUAGCAGUUAGCCUUUUAAGGUCGAGGAUGGGAAAGCUAAAACUUCAGAACGUUAUUAUGCUGCUUUUUAGGUUUAUCCCUGUUGUUGUGGGAUGCAAGUUAAGGGAUUAUAAUUGUUUUUCAGGGUUUUUUUGUUCUUUGUUUUUUAAGCGAGGGCUCUAUUUUCCCUUGAGAGUUCUGGAAAUAAGCCUUGGAGGAACACUACUGAGUGUAUUUAGGCUCCCUGGUUUUCUCCCCCAAUAACAAUCUGAAGGGUAGGGGGUGGGGGCUGUGUCUUACUCAGGGGCAGCACCUAGCUCUGUCUUGCCUACAGUGGGUGCAUAAUACAUAAAUGGAAUUGAUUUUUGUCAACACUGUCAAGAGUGGCAUUGACUGUUGGAGCACACCCCGUCCACAUGAUGCUUGAACUAUGUAACUUCAGGGGUUGCGGGCUCAAGGUUCAGGUUAAAGAGGCACUGUCAACUUACUCUACAAGCAUAAUUUAGGUUUUUCCUUUUUCUACUUGAAAAGGACCAGCGUAAACACAAACCCUUAUGUAAAUUAAAAGGUUUGAAUCCAAAGCAGAGAAAACUGCUUCUAGAAACUAAAAGUGUAGUUUAAUUUUAACUAUUCUAAAAGCAGUGAGAAAAGGCCCACGUACAAGGCAUUGACAGUUUCUAACGUGGUUACGCUGCACUGCUUGAUUCCUUUCAUGUACAGAUAAUAUUUUUUCAGUUUAGAUUUCCUACUUUAAAAUGCCGUGAUUUGUGUUGAAUGCAUCUUGAUUGUGCUUUACCUAAAGUAUUUUCUUAAAAGGCUUUGUGUAAAAUUUAAAUGUAUAUAUUUUCCUGUAGACUUCCAUCAUGAUUUUCAGAGAUUAGCCUUAAAAAAUUUGGCCCUAAGAAAUUCAUUCAGUGUUUUUCCAGAUGACCUCUGUACAUAGAGGUCGUUAUAGUGGAGACCCUUUACCAGCAGCAUUUUAGGAUUUAAGUUAGAUGGAGAGUUUCUUAGGAUUCAACUGAAAGUUGGCCAGUAAAAUAUUUCCCAGGUAAUAAAGCAUGCUGACUUUACUAAGGCACUGCCCAUUUUUGUUUAACUAAAAUCAUGGAGAUUUUGAGUUUAAAGGAUGCAGUAUAGAUAGUGGUUUAGUGUUUAGGCUCUAAUGCCGGUCUAAAAGGCAAGUCAUUUAACCUUGGGAGCCCCAGUUUCCUCACUGUAAAACAGGGAUAAUAAUAGUAACUACCUCAGGGUUGUUGUAAGGAUUAAAUGAGAUAAUAUUUGUAAGAUACUUAGCUCAAGUGCCUGGCACACAAUGAGCACACUCUAUAAAUGUUAAACUGCUACUACUAUUACUAACACCCAGUCUAGGGAUGCACAGCAGGAUCCCCUAGGG
This is a messenger RNA of Piliocolobus tephrosceles (Ugandan red Colobus), 7443 nucleotides long. RefSeq names its product ABL proto-oncogene 2, non-receptor tyrosine kinase (gene ABL2). Gene Ontology annotation, molecular function: non-membrane spanning protein tyrosine kinase activity; ATP binding; protein binding. The coding region runs from base 273 to 3821 and encodes 1182 amino acids. The record is from RefSeq and is a predicted model, not a curated record. The transcript is spliced from 12 exons. NCBI's taxonomy places the organism in Eukaryota, Metazoa, Chordata, Mammalia, Primates, Cercopithecidae. Gene Ontology annotation, biological process: protein phosphorylation.